This is a messenger RNA of Helobdella robusta, 645 nucleotides long. RefSeq lists its product as hypothetical. The record is from RefSeq and is a predicted model, not a curated record. Gene Ontology annotation, molecular function: catalytic activity. Lineage: Eukaryota; Metazoa; Annelida; Clitellata; Rhynchobdellida; Glossiphoniidae. Bases 1 to 645 code for a protein of 214 amino acids. The transcript is spliced from 3 exons.
AUGAAGAUUCUGCAGGUAAAUCUCAAUCACUGCGAGGCGACACAUGAUCUGCUUAUGCAGACUGUGCGUGAACUGAAAGUAGAUCUGGCAAUAGUAUCAGAACCUUAUAAACAUUUGAAUACACAGCCGUGGGAAACGGAUAGAACUGUAGGAGCAGUCAUCUGGUCUUGUAGCAAGCUGCUUUUCCAAAAUGUUAUAAAUACAGAGGCGUGUUUUGUAGCAACAAAGGUAGAGGAUAUAUAUUUUUAUAGUUGUUAUGCUCCGCCCAGCCUUUCCUUUGAUGAAUAUGUAAACUUCCUUGAUCGACUGACCCAGAGUGCAAAGCAGCACUUUCCUGUGGCCAUAGCUGGAGAUUUUAAUGCCUGGGCUGUAGACUGGGGCAGUAAAGAAACCAAUGCAAGAGGGAACGCGCUACUAGAAGCUAUGGCAAUAUUAGAUGUAGUCCUGUUGAAUAACGGAGAUAAACCUACAUUUGUAAGAGGAGAAGCGAACUCAAUAGUGGACUUCACAUUUGUAAGCUGCUGCCUGGUAAAAGGAAACCUUUCAUGGAAAAUGAUUUUUGGGGUCAUCGGCUGUAAUUUUGUCCCGGGGAGAGAUUGGGCCAAAGUUUGCUGCAAUAGUGUCUCCUCCCACACUGUUACCUAG